AUGCAACCUCUUGGACUUCUGGUGAUUACUGAUCCCAGGGCUGACCACCAGCCUCUCACAGAAUACUCCAGGAAUACUGGCCGGAGAGCUAUGCUGAAAUUUGCUGCUGCUACUGGAGCCACUCCUGUUGCCGGCUGCUUCACUCCUGGAACAUUCACUAACCAGAUCCAUGCAGCCUUCCGAGAGCCCAGACUUCUCGUGGUUACUGAUCCCAGGGCUGACCACCAACCUCUCACAGAGACGUCUUAUGUUAACCUGCCGACCAUUGCUCUGUGUAACACAGACUCUCCUCUGCGCUAUGUGGACAUUGUCAUCCCUUGCAACAACAGGGGAGCUCGCUUUGUGGGUCUGUUGUGGUGGAUGCUGGCCAGGGAAGUUCUGCGCCUGCGUGGUACCAUUUCCCAUGAACACCCGUGGGAGGUCAUGCCUGAUCUCUACUUCUACAGAGAUUCUGAAGAGACUGAAAAGGAAGAGCAGGCCGGUGCUGAAAAGGCUGUGACCAAGGAAGAACUCCAGGGUGAAUGGAUGGCUCCAGCUCCUGAGUUCACGGCUACUCAGCCUGAAGUUGCAGACUGGUCUGAAGUCGCGCAGGUGCCCUCUGUGUCUGCUCAGCAGUUCCCUCUGAAGACUGGAGCACCCACUGCUCGGGCCACUGAAUGGGUUGGAACAACCACUGAGUGGUCUUAAGCUGCUCUUCCACAAACGCAAACAAAAUGGAAAUAACGUUGAUGGAAAAUAAAGAGUUUGUAAAAGUCGAAAAAAA
Mustela erminea (ermine) is the source of this 763-nucleotide messenger RNA. Its product is annotated as 40S ribosomal protein SA-like. The coding region runs from base 1 to 687 and encodes 228 amino acids. The record is from RefSeq and is a predicted model, not a curated record. The transcript has a single exon. Gene Ontology annotation, biological process: cytoplasmic translation; ribosomal small subunit assembly. Gene Ontology annotation, molecular function: structural constituent of ribosome. Gene Ontology annotation, cellular component: ribosome; cytosolic small ribosomal subunit; 90S preribosome. Lineage: Eukaryota; Metazoa; Chordata; Mammalia; Carnivora; Mustelidae.